Prunus avium (sweet cherry) is the source of this 1145-nucleotide messenger RNA. Its product is annotated as RING/U-box superfamily protein. The record is from RefSeq and is a predicted model, not a curated record. Lineage: Eukaryota; Viridiplantae; Streptophyta; Magnoliopsida; Rosales; Rosaceae.
UCUCAAGAAUUGAUUGCUUUUCUCUGAUAUUUAUCUUGCCUUUUGCUUUAUCAAUCCUCUGCUUUGGAUUUGUUAUCAUCUCUGAUACCACCCAAAAUUAGCAGACAAGCUGUAAAGUUUGAGCCUUUAUAUCAUUUACAAAAUCUUGAUCGUCUGAGAUUUGUGCAGCAGAAAACCCCACUUUGAGUUUCAGUAAUCCGACAACUUUUUGCCUCUACUUGACCGUUAUGGAGACCGCUGAGCUACAAAGGGUUGGAGUCGUUCAACGUGUUCCUCUGCUUAUCAUUAAUUUCGUUGCUGGAGCUCUGGUUUUGCUCUGUGCUCUUGCUGGAUUUUUCACAGGAGGUAUUGCUGGUGCUUUAGCUGGAAAAGCUUCUGAUAAAGGUGUUGUUCGUGGAGCUGGACUGGGUGCUGUUGCUGGGGCUGUACUCUCUGUAGAGAUUUUGGAGGCGUCACGUGAUUUACUGCGUCUAGGUCGGCCUGGUUCACGAAGAUCUUCAUUGAUGGCAGAAAUUACAGAGGAGCUUAUUUGUUGGAGAUUUGAGGAGGAAAACUUAGCACCACCAGAAGGGCACACUGCUAACCAGUGGCAGGUUACCUUCGCUAAUCUUCGCCGUGAUGAGAUUUAUGAUGCCUUUGGAGGAUCUGAAACUAAAGGGCUGUCAAGGGAUGUGCUGAAGAAAUUACCAUCUCAUGUGAUUGUGGGGGAUACCAGGGCAGCUCAAGGUUUCUGUUGUACGAUAUGUUUGCAGGAUGUUGAAGUAGGAGAAAUUGCAAGGACCCUACCCCUGUGUCAGCAUAAAUUUCACCUGGCAUGUGUGGACAAGUGGCUCAUCAGACAUGCAUCAUGCCCGUUAUGCAGACAAAAUGUGUGAAUGAAAUACAUGUAUUUUGUGUACAGUGCUGUUUCAAAGAGAAGUUACUAGCCCAUUAGUGGGAAUGUAUAUAAUGGUUAUGGUCUUUUCCUGUACUUUAGCCUUUGCAGUUUGGGGGUUUGUAUGUUUUUUUUUUUUCUAUACAGUGUAAAUAACAUAGUUCCUUAUGAGGCAUUAUGUUACUCCUUUUAAAGAUGGAGUGGAUAUUGAAAGUUGCUGUUUUAGAUGCAAGUUAUCAAUACAAAAAUUUCAGAAAUGUUGGGAAAGAAA